Zeugodacus cucurbitae (melon fly) is the source of this 2692-nucleotide messenger RNA. Its product is annotated as elongation of very long chain fatty acids protein 1. Bases 646 to 1674 code for a protein of 342 amino acids. The transcript has 6 exons. The record is from RefSeq and is a predicted model, not a curated record. Gene Ontology annotation, biological process: fatty acid elongation, polyunsaturated fatty acid; very long-chain fatty acid biosynthetic process; sphingolipid biosynthetic process. Gene Ontology annotation, cellular component: endoplasmic reticulum membrane. Lineage: Eukaryota; Metazoa; Arthropoda; Insecta; Diptera; Tephritidae. Gene Ontology annotation, molecular function: fatty acid elongase activity.
GAAGUUUUGCAGUCAGUUGAGCAUAAACAUUCAUACGGUGCGGUUUGGUGAAACAAUACUAACAAAAGCGACUACAUGCGACUAUACAAUACAAUACAAAGAGGAAUACAAUCUUGAUUCUAGAACUUAGUGAAUUUGAACGUGGUGGCGUAUACGCAACAUUUCAACAUUUAGUAUUUAGAAUGUGCUAAAUAGAAUGUGCUUUCUAGAAAUGCAGACAAAGUGCUAAGGAAAUUUAUAAACUUCAAGAAUUAAAUAAUUAAACAAUUCAACCUAUGACAGUGCUCAUCACAAACGAUAUCAGUUAAAUUUUGUGCUAUUUUGUUGUUGGCUGUAAAUGAAAAAUAAUUUUAAAAAAUUUCACAACAAUUAUUCUUAAAAAUUAUUAGCCGAAAAAAGUGCAUAGAAUGGACUAUUUCGUAGCAUUGCAAGAGUGCGUGUGAGUGUGCAGUACAAAAAAAAAACAAAAACAAUUAAAUAACGCUUAAAAGUGUGCAAUUACAUAGAUCCUUAUAUAGUGCACAGUUUUACAGUGGAAUCUCGUUUCGUACGAAUUGCAAAAAAAAAAAACUAAAUAAAUAAACUUAAGUGACAGUAGUUAAGUAAUCCACCCAAACAUACAAAAAAACUCAACACACAGUCAACAUGAAUAGCAACAUAACUUCACGCUUCGAUAUGGCCGCCGAGAUUGCGACCAUCGCUUUGGACGAAUUCAAAUCGCAUUAUGUUGAUUGGAAUUACACCGGACUGAUACAGCGCUACUACCAUUUGGUCGAGCGUGAUUUCGGCGAUCCCCGCGCCACACGUUUCCCCCUAAUGGAGCAUCCCCUUUACACAUUCGGUUUGGUUGCCAUAUACCUGUCUUGGGUUCUCUUGAUCGGACCAUCGUUCAUGCGCGACAGAAAACCCUUCCAACUGCGGGGUACAUUAGUCAUUUACAAUGCCUUUCAGGUGGCGUUAAGCGGGUAUAUGUUCUACGAGCACCUGAUGGCUGGUUGGCUGAACAACUACAAUUUGAAAUGUGAACCCGUGGAUUACUCAGAUGGGCCAAUGUCGAAACGAAUGCUAAAUCUCUGUUACGUCUACUACCUCUCGAAAUUGACUGAAUUUGCUGACACAAUUUUCUUUGUGCUGCGGAAAAAAUCAUCACAAAUAACAUGGUUGCAUGUGUACCAUCACUCGGUGACGCCAUUGGAGACCUGGGUGCUGGUUAAGUUCUUGGCUGGUGGCAAUGCAACAUUCCCCAAUCUGCUGAACAAUUUCGUGCAUGUCUGCAUGUAUUUCUACUAUAUGAUGUCCGCCAUGGGACCAGAAUACGCCAAGUUUCUGUGGUGGAAGAAGUAUAUGACUGAAUUGCAAAUCGCUCAAUUUGUGCUCUGCAUCGUGCACACCACCCGCGCACUCAUCAGCUCCCAAUGCCAAUUCUCGAAAUUCAUCUCCACGCUUUUGCUGUUGAAUGCCUCCAUCUUCUUCUGCCUCUUCAUGAACUUCUACAUGGCCAGCUACAAGAAAUCACAGAAUCAGAAAUUGAGCAUUGCUGCGAAAAUGAAUGGAGCGCCGCCAGCGCAGAAUGGUUGCGCGUUGGCUACAAAGAAAAUACUGGAGAUGAACAACAACACUAUGGAUACGAUGGAUGCGAUUGGUUUGUUGGCGAUGAAAGAAAAAUUGAAUUAAAUAUUGGAAAACCCCAAGCGGAAGAAAGCAAAUAUUAACGGUAACAAAAGGAACCGAACAUUGCAUGCAACCGCUCAUUGGCCAUACGUAGCAGACAAAUUAUGUGUUUUGAGAAAUUUUUUUUUUACAAAAAAGGGGAUGAUGAACAUGGGAGUUAAUAAGAAAAAAAAUUUAUAACAAAAAAAGAAUUAUAUUUUUUAAAUAUGAUUAUUUGAAGUUUAUGCUCACAAUUUAUUAAAAAAACAGUUCAAUCUCAUCAAUUGCACCAUAAAAAUUUAAUUGAGAAUUUAUGAGAAUGUGUCAAAGACACUGUUGAAGUUGUGGGAGAAGAUCUUUAUUUUAUGGAUCUAAAGUCUUCAUUUCGGGAUCCCCCAACUACUAUUGUGACUAAUUAUUUUUUAUAAAGAAAAUAAAAAAAAAUCAAUAGACAAUUUUUAAAAAUUCAGCGUACACAGCUAAAAAAAUUGUAUGAGAUAAUUUAAAGGCAGCAAUUUAUCUCAAUAAAUUGUUUUUUGUUUAUUUUAUUUUUUAUUUUUCAUUUAUGAUUUAUUUUUCUUUGAAAUUACGAUGUAUACAACCAAUUGUCGUUAAUAGUACAACAAUUUUCAAUAAGUUUAAAUAAUCUAGUAUUAAACACAAGCAAUUUCCUUAGAAGAUAUGAGAGUAGUGCAAAAGAUGAGUAUGCAUAAAAUAAAUAAAUGCAAGGAAAAUAAAAAGCAAUUAUUUAUGAAAAAAUAAAAACAUAAUUUUAUUAAAUUAAACACAAUAACAACAAAUGUCGCACUUUUUAAUACUAAAAAUAAUAAAAAGAACAAAAAAUAUGCACAUCGACAUGUAAACUUUGUUUACAAAUCUCACGCAUGCGAGUUAUGAGUGGCUCACACAUAACUUGCAUGAGAUAUUGAAAACGGUAAAAAGUGCUUGCGUGUAAAUAUUGCAUGUAAUAUAUUUUUAAAAAUACUUUAUGUCGCUUUGCCUCAAACCAAAUACUGAAAGAAAAUACUUUUUAACACACACA